Messenger RNA from Dovyalis caffra, 972 nucleotides. The record is from the annotation of a GenBank genome assembly. NCBI's taxonomy places the organism in Eukaryota, Viridiplantae, Streptophyta, Magnoliopsida, Malpighiales, Salicaceae.
AUGGGAAGACCUCCUUGCUGUGACAAAGUUGGGAUCAAGAAAGGUCCAUGGACCCCUGAGGAGGACAUCAUCCUAGUGUCUUAUAUUCAAGAACAUGGUCCAGGAAAUUGGAGAUCAGUUCCUACCAACACUGGGUUGUUAAGAUGCAGCAAAAGUUGCAGGCUUAGAUGGACUAAUUACCUCAGGCCAGGAAUUAAGCGAGGCAACUUCACACCCCAUGAAGAAGGGAUGAUAAUUCACUUGCAAGCUUUAUUGGGUAACAAAUGGGCAGCCAUAGCUUCAUAUCUUCCCCAGAGAACAGAUAAUGAUAUAAAGAACUACUGGAACACCCACCUGAAGAAGAAACUAAAGAAGUUCCAAUCAGCUUUGGACCCAAUGGCACAAGACUCAGCAAGCAGUCAGUUCAUGUCAAAAAGUUUCAGUGAGAGAAAGAGCAUAGAUAAUUUCACCACCGAUUCCUUAGUCCUCAGCAAGCCUAAUAAUCAGGCCACCACAUAUGCAUCAAGUACCGAAAACAUUUCGCGGCUUCUUGAAGGUUGGAUGAGAUCAUCUCCAAAGCCGAAAGGUACUGAUCUUCUCAAAGAAAAUUGGGAGCAAAACAUCAACAGCCUGGAAAACAAUGAUCAUAGCAUUGGCAAUUCAGCGGCUACAAAUUCUCUUCAAUCUUACAGGCCAAAACCUGAGCAAGAAAGUGGUGAUCUAAUCUCUCACGAAGAGUUUGAGUCCAUUUUAUCACUUGAGAACUUGAAUAAUGUUGCAUGGGACAAGUCCUCUUGUGAUUCUGCUAAUGUUACUACUACUACAAAGGGUUUCCAGAACUCUGCAAGUGACGAGAAGGACAAUAUCACAAUGACUGAGACGAAGCAGAAAUCUGAGAGCGCUCCCCACUUAUCAUUUCUUGAGAAAUGGCUCUUGGAUGAAAAUGGUGCUGGUCAAGUGGAAGAAAUUAUGGAGCUAUCUCCAAUAUUCUGA